Molecule: messenger RNA, 942 nt
Organism: Manis javanica (Malayan pangolin)
Lineage: Eukaryota; Metazoa; Chordata; Mammalia; Pholidota; Manidae
Product: olfactory receptor 6C6
Biological process (GO): G protein-coupled receptor signaling pathway
Cellular component (GO): membrane
Molecular function (GO): G protein-coupled receptor activity; olfactory receptor activity
Source: RefSeq, a predicted model, not a curated record
GAAAUGAAGAACCAAUCAAAAGACAUAGAGUUUAUUCUCCUAGGAUUGACAGAUGACCCACAAUUGCAAAUUGUGAUUUUCCUGUUUCUAUUUCUGAAUUACACAUUGAGCCUGAUAGGGAACUUAACCAUCAUCCUCCUCACCCUUCUGGACCUUCGCCUCAAGACACCAAUGUAUUUCUUUCUGCGUAAUUUCUCAUUUUUGGAAAUCCUAUUCAUUACAGUAUGUAUUCCAAGAUACCUGAUAACCAUUAUGACUGGGGAGAAAUCCAUUUCAUACAAUCUUUGUGCAGCUCAAUUAUUUUUUAUACUUUUACUGGGAGUUACAGAGUUUUACCUUCUAACUGCCAUGUCCUAUGACCGCUAUGUUGCCAUCUGUGCACCCUUGCAUUACCCAAUCAUUAUGAACAGCAAAGUGUGCUAUCAGCUUGUACUUGGCUCUUGGAUAACUGGAUUCCUAAUAAUCUUUCCUCCAAUAGCCAUGGGGCUCAAGCUGGAUUUCUGUGCUUCCAAAAUAAUUGAUCACUUUAUGUGUGAAACAUCUCCUAUCCUGCAGAUAUCCUGCACAGACACACAUGUCCUAGAAUUGAUGUCUUUUAUCUUAGCUGUAGUGACACUUGUGGUCACAUUGGUACUAGUGAUUCUGUCUUACACUUACAUCAUUAAGACCAUUCUGAAAUUCCCUUCUGCACAGCAAAGGACCAAAGCUUUUUCCACCUGUACUUCCCACAUGAUUGUUGUCUCCAUGACUUAUGGUAGCUGUAUCUUUAUGUAUAUUAAGCCAUCUGCCAAAGAAAGAGUAACUGUAUCCAAAGGUGUGGCUUUGCUGUACACCUCAGUUGCCCCUUUACUAAAUCCCUUCAUUUAUACCCUAAGGAACCAGCAGGUAAAAGAAGUCAUCUGGGAUAUGUUACAAAAGAUGUGGUGUUUUUCAAAACAAUAG